Apis mellifera (honey bee) is the source of this 4672-nucleotide messenger RNA. Its product is annotated as collagen alpha-1(I) chain. Bases 118 to 4623 code for a protein of 1501 amino acids. Gene Ontology annotation, molecular function: extracellular matrix structural constituent. The transcript is spliced from 28 exons. Lineage: Eukaryota; Metazoa; Arthropoda; Insecta; Hymenoptera; Apidae. The record is from RefSeq and is a predicted model, not a curated record.
AAGCAUCUGCUAAAUAGAUGAUACGCCAGUUGUCGUAUGUCUAGUUGUCCUCAGCUUCAGACGAAGGCGAGUUGGCUCUAGGAUCACAUUACUGACUUUGUCAACCAAUAGUCGCUCAUGGGGCCGAAGGCCCUUCAGCUGGCCGCAGCGUUCGUCGUGGUUCAGCUUCUUCUGCCCCAAGCUGACUCUGUACGGACUAAACUUAGGAAACAACGGUCGAAGUCACUGCAAGCUCAACAACCUGCGAACGGUGACUAUCUGUAUGAUUACUAUGAGAAUUACGACGACUACGAUGAAAGAAAUGAAACUAUAACUACAACUACACCACCACCACCAUCUGUUACAUCUAAUACUGCAAGCAGGGGUGGAUUACCGACAGAAACAUUUUAUAGAUCAGCAUUGUCUACAGAUUCACCAGCACAAACGACAAUUCGAUCUUUCAUUCAAGAAGUUCGAGAUGAUCUGCAUACAACUCCAGAAAGAAAUCCAUUACCAACUGAAAUUGUGCCUGGUGAAAGUAAUAUGAUUAAUGCUGUUGCUGUUCCUGGACCAAGAGGAGAACCUGGUAGACCUGGAGACAUUGGUCGUCCGGGAGAUGUUGGAUUUCCAGGACAACCUGGAACUCCGGGAAUUCCAGGACCACCUGGACCGCCAGGACCUAUACCUGAUGUAUCAAUGUAUUAUCAACAAUUAGCUUUAUCUCAAGCAAGUCAAGAUAAAGGUCCAACGGGAGCAGCAGCAUCUUUAUAUAAUCCAGAUGCUUAUUUACAAACACAAGUAGGCCCUGUUGGUCCCCGUGGUCCACCAGGUCCACCUGGACCAUCUGGACCACAAGGCUUUCAAGGAGUACGAGGAGAACCUGGCGAGCCUGGAACUCCGGGUCCUCCAGGUGCCCCAGGCCCAAGAGGAUUACCUGGUCUAACUGGAAAAGAUGGUAAUACCGGUGAAGAUGGAGAACCUGGUCCUCCAGGAUCAGUUGGUCCAGUCGGUCCAAGAGGUCUUCCAGGACUACCUGGUCUUCCUGGUAUGAAAGGACAUCGCGGUUUCCCAGGAUUAGAUGGUGCGAAAGGAGAACAAGGUGUAUCUGGUGAAAAAGGAUCUAUGGGGGCACCUGGACCAAUGGGUCCUAUAGGUCCUAUUGGUCCUGCAGGUCCACGUGGUGAAAGAGGUAGAGAAGGUCCUCCAGGACCUCCGGGAAUUAGAGGAGUAGAUGGAAUUUCUGGUCCGCCUGGACAACCCGGUGCAGUAGGUAAACCAGGUUCUCCUGGUUUUCCGGGUAAUCCAGGUAUAAAAGGAGAUCAAGGAGCACAAGGACCAAAAGGAAGUCAAGGCAUACAAGGCCCUCGAGGUGAAACUGGUCGUCCUGGACAACCUGGUGAAUCAGGACCACAAGGACCUCAAGGAAAAGAUGGAAUACCUGGAGAAAAAGGAAGUACAGGAGCACCUGGUUUAGUUGGUGCCCCAGGUUUUCCUGGAGCUCGAGGACAAGCUGGAAUACCUGGCAAUCCUGGUAUUCCAGGAGCAAAAGGCAUGCCUGGAUUUCCUGGUGAAAGAGGAUUUAAAGGUGACAAUGGAGUUAAGGGUGAUGCAGGAAUUCCAGGUCCGCGUGGAUUACCUGGACCUCCUGGAAAUGAAGGAAAACGAGGAAAAAGAGGAAUGCGCGGACCUAUCGGUACACCCGGUCCAACUGGAGAACGUGGCGCACCAGGAGCACCAGGUCUUCCAGGUCCCGAUGGACCAAUGGGAUCAAAAGGUCAAUCUGGAGAUCGUGGACCCAUUGGUCCAAUAGGACCAAAGGGAGCUAUAGGAGAUCCCGGUCGUCCAGGAUCACCUGGAUUACAGGGUACACGUGGAUUAAUGGGUCGUCCUGGUGCACCUGGAAAGCCAGGUAAUCCAGGAGAACGAGGAAUUCAAGGAGCUGAUGGAAAACCUGGAGAACAAGGUUCACCUGGCUUACAAGGUCUGCCUGGCCCACUAGGUCUUCCAGGAGAAAAAGGAUAUCCAGGUGAGCCUGGAAAAGCUGGUGAACCUGGAAAUCCUGGACCAUCUGGUCCCAGAGGUGACACAGGAAAAGAAGGAGCACCAGGACCACAAGGUUCACCUGGACCAUCAGGAACAGAUGGUGAACGAGGACCUCCAGGAUCCCCAGGUCCUAGAGGUUUUCAGGGUUUUCCAGGUGCAACUGGAAAUGCGGGAACUCCAGGAAAAGAUGGAGAACCAGGUGUUCAAGGACCACCUGGUUCACCAGGUGUACCUGGAAAUAGAGGUGAACGUGGCUUUCCUGGGGAAAGAGGUGCUGCAGGAGGGCCAGGAUUAAUGGGACCAAGAGGAGAACCUGGAGUACAAGGAUUAGAUGGUCCUCCUGGAUUACCUGGAGUUAAAGGAGAUAAAGGAAUUUCAGGACCAUCCGGAUUAGUAGGAUUGCCUGGUUUACGAGGAGCUCCAGGAGAAUCUGGUCCAAAAGGAGAAAGAGGACCUAUUGGACCAGUUGGUCUUGAAGGACCUCCAGGACGAAUUGGAGAACGUGGACCUCAAGGUCAAAUUGGUCCACCAGGACCACCAGGUGAACCAGCAGAACGAGGUGAUCCUGGUUUACCUGGUCUUCCAGGAGAGAUAGGUGCUCCUGGAAAUUCAGGAGAGAGAGGACCUCAAGGACUUCAAGGAUUACAAGGUUUCCCAGGACCUCAAGGACUUAUUGGUUUACCAGGAUUAAAGGGUGAUCGUGGUUAUCCAGGUUUAAAGGGAGAUCAAGGAAAUUCUGGUCCACCUGGUAAUCCAGGUGAAAUUGGACCACAAGGUUCAAUUGGUUUGACUGGAUCUAAAGGAAUACGAGGUGAACCAGGUGCUAGAGGAGAACCUGGUAUUAUAGGACCACCAGGAGUACCGGGAAAUAUUGGUGCACCAGGCCCACCAGGUGCAAUAGGACCGCCAGGAUUAUCUGGAUUGCCAGGUAGUAAGGGUAAUACUGGAGAAGCAGGCCGACCUGGAAAUCCUGGGCCAAUUGGAAAUCCAGGUUUACCUGGUGCAGAUGGAAACAAAGGUGAAAGUGGUUCUCAAGGUCCUCCAGGUAUUCCUGGUCCUCAAGGUCCUCAAGGUUCUCCUGGUGAGAGAGGAUUACCUGGUUUACCAGGUCCUUCUGGACCAAUAGGUGCUAGAGGAAUACGAGGAGCACCUGGUGAAUCUGGUACACCUGGAAAACCAGGACCGGAAGGUCCACCUGGACUUGUAGGACAAAUUGGACCAAUUGGACCACCUGGGCCACCAGGAGAAAUUGGGGCAGAAGGAUCUAGUGGUAAACCAGGACCUCCUGGAAUAGCAGGUCGUCCUGGAGAUAAAGGACCACCUGGAGCAGUAGGCCAAACAGGAUUACCAGGUUCUCCAGGUUUACCUGGACCACCUGGUCAAGCAGGUUCUCCAGGAUCAGCAGGAGAAAGAGGAUCAAAAGGAGAAACAGGACCACAAGGUGUAGAAGGACAGCAAGGACCUAGAGGAAAACCAGGACCUAUUGGAUUACAAGGCCCUAAAGGUGAACGUGGUGAAGAAGGACAAAAAGGUUUAAAAGGUCAUAGAGGAUUUACUGGUUUACAAGGUCUACCUGGACCUACUGGUCCACCAGGAGAGAAAGGAAUACCUGGACUUCCUGGUCUACCUGGUAAAGAUGGCGAACCUGGAUCUAGAGGAAGUCCAGGACGAGAUGGUAAUCCUGGACCAAUUGGAUUAAUUGGCAAUCCAGGACCAAAAGGUCCUCCAGGAGAUGAAGGUCGUCAUGGACCACCAGGUUCACCUGGUCCACCGGGUCCUCCAGGCCCACCUGGUGAACUUGGAUUAGGAUAUGAUGCUGCUUCUUUAGCUGCUCUUCUAGGACAAGGCCAAAUUAAAGGACCAGAUCCAUUAAUUGGUGAUGAACCACCUAGAAUGUUUAGUCAAGACAUGACAGAACAAGAAAGGCAAGAACUAAUUCAAAAAGCAUAUAAACAAUUGAAAUCAUCAUUCCAAAAAUUUAUAAAACCAGAUGGUGAAAAGAAUUCACCAGCCAAAACUUGUAGAGAUCUUUAUAGUGCUUAUCCUAAUAAACUUUCUGGAGAAUACUGGAUUGAUCCCAAUGAAGGUGAUGCAAGAGAUGCAAUUUUAGUGUAUUGUGAUGCCAAAAAACGUGCAACAUGUUUAUUACCAAAUCCAGUACAUUCUCCAGAAAUUAUACAUAUCACUGAUCAACCAGAAACUUGGUUAAGUGAAAUAGAAAAUGGAAUGAAGAUUACAUAUAAAGCAGAUAGUAAUCAAAUUGGUUUUCUGCAACUUCUAUCAAAAAAUGCAUAUCAAAAUAUAACAUAUCACUGUAAAAAUAGUAUAGGCUAUUUUGAUUCUGAAAGGAAAACAUAUAGAAAGGGUAUGAAAUUUUUAACUUGGAAUGAUGCUGAAUUAACACCACGUGGAAAUCAACGUUUAAGAUAUGAAAUGAUAAUUGAUGAAUGUAGAACACACAAUGGAAAAUGGGGCAAGACAAUAAUUUCAUAUCAAACUGAUAAAACUAUAAGAUUGCCUAUUAUAGAUGUGGCCUUACGAGAUAUUGGAAAACCUAAUCAAAGCUUUUAUAUUGAAAUUGGAAAUGUUUGUUAUGAAUAAUAGAUUAAAAUUUUAAAAAUAUUUUUCUAAUACUAUUAUUACAUAAUUA